AUCUCCAUGUCAUCCGUCUCCACCUCUGUAGAGGGCCCCUGCCCUCUCGCCCAGGAUCGAAGGGCGCCGCACCAACUGCAGGCGGAGUGGUUCCCCCGAGAACACGGAUAACCAAAGAGGAUCGGGCUGGCAACACAAAAGGAUUGGGAAACAACAACCAUAGGUCAUCCCAAGAACACUACUGCCGCACAUGGAACAACCACAUGGCAAGACAAGAGCAGUUGAAUGUAGACGCGAACGAAGAGAACCAUGGCACCACCACCAAUCACAUACAGCAACAGGCCUCCUCGCAGUCCCCAAGCGACGCCUUCAAGAAGGGGAGUGACAUGGAGUGCCACCGUCGCCCAAAACAGGGGACUAGGAUUUUCAUCCGAAAGCAAGGGAAUUGGUGGGUGGAAAGGACCUCGACGAAGCCUCCAUGGAGGGGAUCGGCACCAGCGGCGUCGACAUCGUCGUGACCAACUCGCCGGUCAAGGGUUUCCCCCGGUCUCACCCCCACCCCAACCACCCCCGUCGGCAAGAACCAGAUGGGACAAGACAGGUUGCACGGAGGUGGGGUUGGGUUUCUUCAGAUCAGACGCCAGGUCCGGCGAGAAGAUCCUGUCGCCGCGCGCCACGCAAGGGCGAGCAACCCAUGCCGUCCACACGGCCACGGGUGUUGGCCAGCACCAACGGACGCCACUCGCCGCAGAGUCGACGCCGCCCACCGCCCGGGGCCGCCGCCCCAGCACCCAAAGACCAACCUUGCCUGCCACCACAAGGAUGACAAGCCCCAAGCGCUCAGACAACCGCCUCGUCAUCGCCGGGACGAUAUCGGCAUGUUUUGGGGCUCGCAGAAAAUGAACCACCUGAAAGGAAUCUCUUGAUCUUGAGUUUUUUUUUUCAGUAUAUUAAAGUUGCCAAAUGGGUAAUAUUUUUUCACUGAACUUGGAGCCACGGUGUCAAACAUGCAUUUGAUCUGGUGUGGUGUCUCGUGCAAU
Molecule: messenger RNA, 980 nt
Organism: Triticum dicoccoides
Lineage: Eukaryota; Viridiplantae; Streptophyta; Magnoliopsida; Poales; Poaceae
Exons: 2
Coding region: 250-843 (197 amino acids)
Source: RefSeq, a predicted model, not a curated record